AUGCAGGCUAUUGCCUCCACUUCUUCCUCCAUACUGUCAGUAGCUCCAUACUCCCUGUCACUCUCUCUCAGUUCACUCCGGCCACUCCCAGUUCCACUUCCAGCUCUCAGCCCAGCCCCCCCUCUCUCUCACCACACUCUCCCUCACUCACCUAAUCAGCCUCAUGCAGUGCACCACAUCCGUGACAGAUGUACUUUAGAGGUGUCUUGUGGCAGAUGCCAACAAGGAUGGAGUCUUCUUAAAUCAUCCUGCUAUUAUUUUUCUAACCGUGUGUCCGACUCAAAAAAGAACUGGUUCGAUAGCAGAGCACACUGUAAAAGUCAAGGGGGCGACCUACUUGUGAUCAAUAACUUUGCAGAGCAGCAACUCAUAACUGAUAACAUUGGAAGGUCUAGUAUCAGAGGUGUUUGGUGGCAGAACGGAUUUUGGAUCGGCCUCACUGAUGUGGUGACACCGGGAACAUGGAUUUGGGUCAACAAUGUGACUGAGGUGGAAACAAUGUACUGGAAAAUUGCGAUGCCUUCCUCUGAUGGAUUUCAGAGUGGGAACUGUGCUGCUUUUUAUCAAUUUCCUGGUGCUAAGGAGUCAUGGUAUAAAGGAAACUGCCUUGACCAUCUAUAUAACUGGAUUUGUGAAAUGGAGCCAAGCUCAACAGGAAGCCUCUGAAGUGUAAAUCACAAUAACCGGACAAAUCUUUUGUGUCAAUGCAAACAUUUUCAAAUAAACAAAUUGCAGCACGAUA
Anoplopoma fimbria (sablefish) is the source of this 742-nucleotide messenger RNA. RefSeq names its product perlucin-like protein. The record is from RefSeq and is a predicted model, not a curated record. The coding region runs from base 1 to 666 and encodes 221 amino acids. NCBI's taxonomy places the organism in Eukaryota, Metazoa, Chordata, Actinopteri, Perciformes, Anoplopomatidae. The transcript is spliced from 5 exons.